Messenger RNA from Helobdella robusta, 447 nucleotides. RefSeq lists its product as hypothetical. Gene Ontology annotation, cellular component: endoplasmic reticulum membrane; plasma membrane; junctional membrane complex. The transcript is spliced from 4 exons. The record is from RefSeq and is a predicted model, not a curated record. The annotation marks the transcript as partial. Lineage: Eukaryota; Metazoa; Annelida; Clitellata; Rhynchobdellida; Glossiphoniidae.
AUGAAAACGAUUGAAGUGAAGUUAGGCCAGUUUGAUUUUGACGAUGGAGGGUCGUACGUGGGUGGGUGUGACGGGGGCAAGGCAAAUGGUUUCGGUGUGUGCACUGGACCCAUGGGCCAAGGGGAGUUCAGUGGAUUGUGGCAGGGAGGUUUUGAGAUUAGCGGAGUUUUUACUUGGGCGAAAGAUAACAAAUAUGCAGGACAAUGGAUGCAAGGUAAACGUCAUGGCUUGGGAGUUGAAAACAAAGGACAUUGGUUAUACAUGGGUGAAUGGACACAAGGUGCUAUGGGCAGAUACGGAGUUAGAAAAAGCACUAAAUCUUCAGCUAAGUACGAAGGAACAUGGACUCAGGGUUUGCAAGAUGGUUAUGGCUUAGAAACUUACGCAGAUCAAGGAACUUACCAAGGACAAUGGUUAAAAGGAGCGAGACAUGGGUAUGGAGUUCGU